AUGGUUCAGAACGGAGGAGACUUCGACCUCGACAUCGACAUGGCUACCGACGUCACGGCCGAACAGCUGCUCACUCAGCUUGCGCUCGAGACCGCCAAGGCGAGCCGCAUCAAGAUCGAACCACCUAGUAAAUACGGAGGAACCAAGGAGGAUCUCGUAGGAUUCCUGAUAAACCUCCGAUCCUACUUCUGGCUUAAUAACGACAAGUUUCUAGACGACAAAGCCAAAGUCCUCUACGCAGCCAUAAGACUAGAGGGCAAGGUACUCAGAUGGUUCGAGCCUACGUGGAACGACUAUCUCACUGAGGAAGACGAAGACGACCGAGACGCGUUCACAUAG
Molecule: messenger RNA, 339 nt
Organism: Thermothelomyces thermophilus ATCC 42464
Lineage: Eukaryota; Fungi; Ascomycota; Sordariomycetes; Sordariales; Chaetomiaceae
Exons: 2
Coding region: 1-339 (112 amino acids)
Source: RefSeq, a predicted model, not a curated record